AUGCCUGGUCACCCGGGCUGUGGCACGUCCGUCAAGGUCAUGUUUGACGGCCUCCUGAUCGACAUGGACGGAACCAUUGUCGACUCGACCUCAGCUGUGAUUAAGAACUGGAAGGUGAUCGCCGAGGAGAUCGGUGUGAAGGCUGAUGUGAUUCUAAGGAGCUCCCAUGGCCGUCGGACCAUGGACGUCUUUGAGGAAAUCGCUCCAGACAAGGCUGACUGGGAACACAUCAAGAGCAUAGAAGGCAGACUACCACGCCUGUUCAGUCAUGAGGCUGUAGAAAUCCAGGGGGCUCGUAGCGUCCUGUCUUCACUUGUCGAGAACGGUGCCUUCUGGACCAUCGUCACCGAGGGCACUGUCCCGCUGGUUACGGGGUGGCUAAGCGUUCUGAAUCUGCCGCAGCCGGUGCAUCUCAUCACUGCCGAGUCAGUUGAGCGUGGCAAACCUGAUCCCCCCUGCUACCUCCUCGGCCGUGAGCAUCUGUGUCUCCGAGAGCCCUUUCAUAGGGUCCUUGUGGUUGAAGACAGUCCUGCUGGGAUUCGGGCUGGCAAGUUGGCGGGCUGCAAGGUUCUUGGCCUCGUGACGAGCCAUACUCUUGAGCAGAUAGCUCAGGCCGAGCCCGAUUGGAUUGUGAAGGAUUUGGAGAGCAUAAAAUUGAAAGAGCAGACUGGAGGCAAAGUGAUGAUUGAGAUUUCGAAUGUCCUCUAUGUCUAG
Molecule: messenger RNA, 714 nt
Organism: Fusarium falciforme
Lineage: Eukaryota; Fungi; Ascomycota; Sordariomycetes; Hypocreales; Nectriaceae
Product: Haloacid dehalogenase-like hydrolase
Exons: 3
Coding region: 1-714 (237 amino acids)
Molecular function (GO): sugar-phosphatase activity; beta-phosphoglucomutase activity
Source: RefSeq, a predicted model, not a curated record